AUGAAGCAGUUCCACUUCGCUGGAUUGUUGGUGAUAUUGAACCUAGGUUUCAGCUACGCUUAUCUGGAACCGGUUCUGACGAUUUGCAACACCAAGGACCCGAGCGUCGACAAAUGUAUCAUCGAUGUCAUCGAACGGAUUCGACCGAACAUCGCUUCCGGUAACUAUGGCUCGGACAACCAGCACCCGGCACUGGAACCGAUUGUGCUGGAAAACAUCCGCAUCGAUCGUGGUCCGUCGUUUUCCGCAAACUUCUCCAAUCUGGUGAUCAGCGGAGCGAGCAAGUUUAUCAUUAAGAAAUUUAAGACGGACUUCACGCAGAGAAGAAUCAACGCCAGUGUAAUCCUACCGGUUUUGGACGUCGUCGGCAAAUACGCACUGAACAUGAACAUUUUGGUUCUACGCAUUGUCGGCGCCGGUGACGUUCGCGUUCAGCUUAACGACACCAAGGCAAUCCUCCGGCUGGAGUACUUCACGGAGAAGAUCGACGGCAAGGAACUGGCCCGCUUCAAGCCGAUCGAUCUGAAGCUGAAGUUCGACAAGGCUUCGUUCAAUCUGAAAAACCUGUUCAACGGUGAUCCGAUGCUCGAGAAGGUAGGUAACGAUGCCGUCAACGAGAACCCGCACGUGCUGCUGGAUGAGGUAAAGCAAUCGUUCGAGGAGGGUCUGUCCGAAAAAUUUACCGCCACGGCAAACAGUCUGAUUAAGAACUCCGAGCUGAACGAAAUUUUCCCCGCAAAAGAAUAG
Messenger RNA from Sabethes cyaneus, 747 nucleotides. RefSeq lists its product as uncharacterized. The transcript has 4 exons. The record is from RefSeq and is a predicted model, not a curated record. NCBI's taxonomy places the organism in Eukaryota, Metazoa, Arthropoda, Insecta, Diptera, Culicidae. The coding region runs from base 1 to 747 and encodes 248 amino acids.